UUGAGUUGUAUUUUCGUUGCGCUCCGCAAGAAAAUUAGUUAAAUUCGUUGAAAAUGAGUGAGACUCUACAAUUGCGCGGUACCCUUGUUGGACACACCGGCUGGGUUACACAAAUCGCUACCAACCCAAAGGAUCCCGAUACAAUCAUUUCUGCUUCUCGUGACAAGACCCUUAUCGUAUGGAAAUUGACUCGCGAUGAAGACACCAACUACGGUUUCCCACAAAAGCGUUUGUACGGCCAUUCACACUUCGUGAGCGAUGUUGUACUUUCAUCUGAUGGUAACUACGCUCUGUCUGGCUCGUGGGACAAGACUUUGCGCUUGUGGGAUUUGGCUGCUGGCAAGACUACUCGUCGUUUUGAAGAUCACACCAAGGAUGUGCUGUCUGUUGCCUUCUCCGCCGACAAUCGUCAAAUUGUCUCUGGCUCACGCGACAAGACCAUCAAGCUGUGGAACACUUUGGCCGAGUGCAAGUUCACCAUCCAAGAAGAUGGACACACCGAUUGGGUGUCAUGCGUACGUUUCUCGCCCAACCACUCCAACCCCAUCAUUGUCUCGUGCGGUUGGGAUCGCACCGUUAAGGUCUGGAAUUUGGCCAACUGCAAGUUGAAGAACAACCACCAUGGACACAAUGGUUACUUGAAUACCGUGACUGUUUCACCUGACGGUUCAUUGUGCACUUCUGGUGGCAAGGACUCCAAGGCUUUGUUGUGGGAUCUGAAUGAUGGCAAGAACUUGUACACCUUAGAGCACAAUGAUAUCAUCAAUGCAUUGUGCUUCUCGCCCAACCGCUACUGGUUGUGCGUUGCAUACGGUCCAUCAAUCAAAAUCUGGGAUUUGGCAUGCAAGAAGACCGUUGAGGAGCUCCGCCCCGAAGUUGUGUCGACCAGCUCAAAGGCCGAUCCACCACAAUGCUUGUCGUUGGCCUGGUCCACCGAUGGCCAGACCUUGUUCGCUGGCUAUUCUGACAAGACCAUUCGCGUAUGGCAAGUCUCUGUAUCUGCUCACUAAGUUGAUGGCAGUUACGUACGCUUAAAUGCAGAAGCAUUUUUUGUUUUUAAUUACAAGUUUUUAUACGUUUUGAUGACAAAGUAAGUUGCCCAUACUGCUGGGCAUUCAAUCCUAUAUGUAUGUAAAAUGUAUGCGAAAAGAAAAAUGUGUACUGUAUUUAAAAUGUUAAUUCAUUGAGCGCUGAUUUGUUUAUUAUAUAAACAAAUAAAU
Rhagoletis pomonella (apple maggot) is the source of this 1220-nucleotide messenger RNA. Its product is annotated as guanine nucleotide-binding protein subunit beta-like protein. The transcript has a single exon. Gene Ontology annotation, molecular function: translation regulator activity; protein kinase C binding; ribosome binding. The record is from RefSeq and is a predicted model, not a curated record. Gene Ontology annotation, biological process: positive regulation of protein phosphorylation; rescue of stalled cytosolic ribosome. Gene Ontology annotation, cellular component: nucleus; cytosol. The coding region runs from base 54 to 1010 and encodes 318 amino acids. Lineage: Eukaryota; Metazoa; Arthropoda; Insecta; Diptera; Tephritidae.